UACCCAGUUUUGCAGCAUCUCAGAUGGCAGAAGUAAUGCUUUCAUGACGUCACGGCGGCCAUGUUGCCAAGGACCAUUAUUCAGUUCGCGUGAGUUCUUGAUCGUUCUUGACCCUCUGGACCCGGUAGGCAUGGGAAAUGUUGAGAAGUGUGUUUGUGUGGUUGAACCUGUGGGACCUGGAGAGCCGUGUUGUAUUGAGUACGAUAUCUGAAGUGGUCCUUGAAUAGUAAUGAGCGGCAAUGAGUAUGUAACUAGCGAAUUGUGUACCCCAUUUCACGCAGAUAUACAUAAACUGUUAAUAGUGUGAACAGCAAGCAAGAUGUCCCAGCUUUCCCUGCUGGAAACAUGUGUGGCUCCCUCCCCAAGAAAAACCCUGGCAGUGUGUAUGCCUACAGCACGGUUGAUGAGUCCAUAGGCCAACAAAGCACCCUACUGAUAUCACAGCAGAUGGUGGAAAUACAAGUAGUCUCAGUUGUGCGGCAUACAUUUCUCAAUAAAAUGUUCAGGAUACAUUGAGAUUCUAUUCUGGGAAGCGUUAAAUAAGCUCAAGAAGAUGGCAUCUGGGAAACAAUUUGAUGAUUUACCAAAUGAGGUACUUCUGAAGAUAUUCACAUACUUGAACAUUGAAGAGUUGGUAGUGUCAACACAGAAUGUGUGCAUGCGUUGGAGGGAAGUGUCUCGAGACAACAAGUUAUGGAGAAAUGCUGUCUUCAAUCCUCGAAAAGAAAUAACUGAUAAAGAAAUAGCUAAGUAUCUGGAAAACAUGCCAGCACUGAGAUCAUAUUCUGCUACACGAAGAUCAGAAAAUAUAGUAAUUGAUGCUUUGUGUAAGUUUUGUAGAAACAUACGAAGUAUUGAUCUUCAUAACUCGCAUAACAUGAAUAUUCCACUCAUACAGAAAAUAAUACAACACUUCCCACACAUUGAGUCUCUGAAAGUUCCACUUCCAUAUCCUAUGUUUCCAGAAGAGUUAAUAAAAUUUUCAGAACUUAUUGGCCAGUGUCAGUCACUAAGAAGUUUGUGUUUAGAUGGAAACUCUGUGUGCAGUGUGGUAAUGUGGGAAGGAGUUCUGAUACCAAUAGCUGAUGGAUGUCCAUCACUGCAACACAUACAUAUAGGAUAUCAUGGCCAGUUAGAUGAAGAUAUACAUAAUUUACUGCGGAAAAAGAGACAUCAACUUCUAUCUUUUUCUUGUAAAAUCUCUGUGACAAAAAGUAUGGCAGAACAUUUAAGUGAAUGCACCACACUUCAACACCUUGACAUUGAGAACUGUAAUGAUCAUUUGCUGUAUGAUGAUAUUCAGUCGCUUAUAAAACUUACAAAUUUAAAAUAUUUUGCAUUCCGUUAUUGUACAGAAGAUAUUGUGAAUAAUUUCCCCAUGUUUUUUCUGAGUGGCUCACUUUCACAGGUGGUGCAUCUUGACCUAAGCGAAUCUUAUUACAUCAGUGAUAUAGCUGUGACUGCAAUCUUUGAGAAUUGUCCACAGUUACAACAUCUAAACAUUUCUGGUAGUCAGAGCCUACAGAAUGAGGGACUCCGAUAUAUUGGAAAAUGCAUCCAUAUACACCAUCUGGAUUUAUCUAUGUGCAUGGAUCUCACAGACAGAAGCAUGGAAUAUGUUGGUGCAGGCUGCUGCAGUCUAAAGAAACUUGAUAUAUCAGGAUGUUAUAAGAUGACAGAUAAGGCAAUUGAGCAUAUUGUGAAAUGCAGAGAAUUGCAAGUUCUCAAAUUCAAUUAUAAUGACUUAACAGGAUCCAACUUCCACCUAAUCUCAACUCACCUCCCACACUUGGCUGAACUACACCUUGAGAACUGCAAAUAUUUGAAUGAAGUAUAUGUAGAUGAACUCCACAAAGAAAUGAUGCAUUUGAAAAUAAUAGUAGCACGGCGAUGUAAGGAAACAUAUCUUGAUCCAGAGGAAGCUGUCCUACUUCUUGAUUAACAGCACACAUUAGAGGAAUCUAUGCCAACUCAGGGUUAAUCAUGAUUGAGAAGCAGCAGUUCCAGGAGUGCCCACAUGCAUAUACAUUUGAGAGCAGAUGUUGAAUGUGUAUUUAUUGUCUAAUAAAAAUAAACUUUUGUACUGUGUAA
Messenger RNA from Cryptotermes secundus, 2091 nucleotides. RefSeq names its product F-box/LRR-repeat protein 17. The coding region runs from base 554 to 1942 and encodes 462 amino acids. The transcript has 3 exons. Gene Ontology annotation, molecular function: protein binding. The record is from RefSeq and is a predicted model, not a curated record. NCBI's taxonomy places the organism in Eukaryota, Metazoa, Arthropoda, Insecta, Blattodea, Kalotermitidae.